This is a messenger RNA of Bemisia tabaci, 1329 nucleotides long. RefSeq lists its product as uncharacterized. The record is from RefSeq and is a predicted model, not a curated record. NCBI's taxonomy places the organism in Eukaryota, Metazoa, Arthropoda, Insecta, Hemiptera, Aleyrodidae.
AUGCCACAUGUGUUCGUCAGUGUUGCAUUCUCCUCAAGGCUCAUGAUAAAACUCAAGAUGGAAAAAAGUACCAUCGGGUUUAUUAUGAUCACACUCUCUGCCUUUGUGACAUGUAAUGAUGACUCCCAGGUCACGAUUCGCUCAGAUCAGCUAGGCAUCGACCCCAGCCUUGAGGUCAUCCACCUCUACGAAAAACAAUGGCCGGUUGGCAUUGCAGUCUCAUCGACGGGUCGUAAGUUCGCGUGCUUCCCUGCGGUACUCGACGAACUGAACACCAACAACGGAAGCAACAACGUCUACGCAGUCGCCGAACUGACGGGUCUCUUUGGCGAAACACCCUAUCCUAACGAAGAGUACAACAACCCAUCUGGAGGCGCCGUCGAUAACUCGGGACCGUUCCCGAAGACGAAGGGACUCUCGAGUAACUUCCUCGGUGUGAUAUCCCUCUUCAUAGACAUCUUCGACGUCCUGUGGGUCCUGGACACCGGUCGUGUCGUAUCCGAGGGCGUCACGCUGGACUCCUCAUAUGGAGGUCCGAAACUAGUGUCCAUCGACACGAACAACGACUCCGUCGUUGACACCUACGUCUUUCCGACCGAUGUCGCCAGGCCCACAUCCCUCUUCGGUAACGUCCGCGUGGACCCCUUCCGUCGCACAGCCUACAUCUCCGACUCGACUCCGACCCAGGACAACGCCAUCAUCGUCGUCGAUCUGCGCACCGGCGACUCCUGGCGAACCCUGGCGCGUGAUUUUUCAGUCAGGGCUCUUCCUGGUUUUGUGGCCUUCGUCAACGGUUAUCCCUUGUACCAGGUCGUAACGAGUCCUGCCGGGACACCCGUCGGGGCAUCUUUCCUGACGAACGGCGUCGAUGGAGUAGCCUUGUCUCCCGACUUCGAGACUUUGUACUACGUUGCGCCCUUCGGCCGAACAUUAUACUCCGUCCCGACAUCCCUCUUGAGGAAUCCUAACACUCCAGCGACGGAAAUUGUCGCGGCGGUAAGGAGCCUUGGCCAGAUAGGAGUCUCUGCCGAUGUAACGACGGAUUCGAAUGGUGUCGUCUACCUGGGACAGAACGAGCAGAAUGUUGUGCAGAUGUAUGACCCUAAGACUGGGUUUCUCGUGGUUGUGGUCGACGAUACGCGGAUCAACUUUGUGGCUAGGUUUAGUCUGACAGCCAACGGGUCUUUGUACUUUAAUGUGAAUCAGUUUAAUAGGCUCCCGUCGAUUUACUCUGGGGAGGGACCUCUGGGAGUGGAUCGAAGACAAACGCCUUACGUGCUUUUUAAGGUAGAUUUGCCCGGGAACGCGACAAAGCCAGAUGGGUCUUGA